This is a messenger RNA of Acaulospora morrowiae, 522 nucleotides long. The record is from the annotation of a GenBank genome assembly. Lineage: Eukaryota; Fungi; Glomeromycota; Glomeromycetes; Diversisporales; Acaulosporaceae.
UGUGAAUUCAUCUUGACUUCAAUUCUGGAACAACUUCAACGUGAUCCGUGGCCAGUUGCUAAUGAUAAAAGACCACAGAGGUGCACCGGUGUCGCUAUGAGUGUUGGAAUUGGUUUGAUGGAGACUACUUUUCCUGGUACAGGUGCUCGUAUUAUGCUUUUCUGUGGUGGUCCUGCUACAGAAGGUCCUGGUAUGGUUGUUGGAAAUGAAUUGAAAGAACCCAUUAGAUCACAUCAUGAUAUCGAAAAAGACAACGUCAAAUACUACAAAAAAUCUACUAAAUUUUAUGAAGCUUUAGCUAAGCGAGCUUCAACGAAUGGACAUAUCGUAGAUAUCUUUGCUGGGUGUCUAGAUCAAGUUGGAUUGCUUGAAAUGAAAUCAAUGGUUAAUUCAACUGGAGGAUUUAUGAUUCUCUCCGACUCUUUUACCACAUCUAUUUUCAAACAAAGCUUCCAGAGGGUGUUUGAUAAAGAUGCUCAAGGAAAUCUGCAAAUGGGAUUCAAUGCGACUCUUGAUGUGCAG